This is a messenger RNA of Zychaea mexicana, 1143 nucleotides long. RefSeq lists its product as uncharacterized. The coding region runs from base 1 to 1143 and encodes 380 amino acids. Gene Ontology annotation, cellular component: nucleus. Gene Ontology annotation, biological process: regulation of DNA-templated transcription. Lineage: Eukaryota; Fungi; Mucoromycota; Mucoromycetes; Mucorales; Lichtheimiaceae. The record is from RefSeq and is a predicted model, not a curated record. The transcript is spliced from 10 exons. Gene Ontology annotation, molecular function: zinc ion binding; DNA-binding transcription factor activity, RNA polymerase II-specific; RNA polymerase II transcription regulatory region sequence-specific DNA binding.
AUGUCACAAUCGCUCACCAACAUUACUGAUCACGGCGUUAAACGAAAGCGUAAAAAAGUCUCGCUAGCAUGUGUAUUCUGCAGACGGUCCCACAUGACGUGCGACGAAGGUCGUCCGUGCCAACGAUGUAUCAAACGAAGCAUUGGCCAUAUGUGUCACGAUGAACCUCGACCCGAUGCGAAAAAAGCGGCAUUGAAUGCUGGAGAGAACAAACGGCCAAGGGAGCCCAGCAACCACGACCAUAGUCACCAUCUCCAUAGCAGUCAGUACAACAACGGAAAGCUCGCCUUGACGUUUGCAAGCGAUUCGAUGGGAGACGAGCUGACAGUCAUCAAUGAUUUUCUGGACGAUAUGUCAUCGCAUAAAACAACCACCAGUAACAUAUCAACAAUGACGAGUAGCUCAUCAGCGACAGUAGUAGCAUCAGCAGCAGCAAAGAUUACUCCAGCAACCUCCAGUAAAGACAAGUUUUUUCUCACAGCAGCUGAUCCACAAGACGGCAAACUUGAAGAUCGGCUGAACGAGGUCAUUAAUGCCAAAUACGAGGCCGGAUUCCUCAAACCAUACAAUUAUGUGAGCGGUUAUGCUCGGCUCCAGCGUUACAUGGAUCAACACAUGUCUUCGAGCAGUCGUCAGCGAAUCUUAAAUGUCAUGGGGACUUUCCGACCUACAUUUCGGGAUGUGGCACAAGCACUUACUGAUGUCGACUUAAUAUUGGUGGAAGAAGCAUUUGAGCGGUUAUUAUUGGAUUAUGACAGAGUGUUCAGCGCAAUGGCUGUACCUGCAUGUCUAUGGCGAAGGACGGGCGAGAUUUAUAAGGGUAACAAGGAAUUUGCGUCGUUGAUCGACGUCCCUGUUGAGAAACUGCGAGAUGGUAAACUUUGCAUCUAUGAAAUCAUGGCUGAGGACUCGACAGUAAACUAUUGGGAGAAAUAUGGCAAUAUUGCAUUUGACUCACGGCAAAAAGCUGUAUUGACCUCAUGUUUACUAAAACAUCGAUCCAAAGGCGUCUUGAUGCCUUGCUGCUUCUCCUUUACCAUCCGGCGUGACAAAUAUAACAUGCAAGUAUCGCAAUAUCUACUCGAAAUGAUGUGUACAACGAUCAUUGUCGGCAACUUUCUUCCGAUAGAAAUCCAGCCAUGA